Molecule: messenger RNA, 501 nt
Organism: Lodderomyces jiufengensis
Lineage: Eukaryota; Fungi; Ascomycota; Pichiomycetes; Serinales; Debaryomycetaceae
Exons: 1
Coding region: 1-501 (166 amino acids)
Biological process (GO): actomyosin structure organization; mitotic cytokinesis
Cellular component (GO): myosin II complex; cytoplasm
Molecular function (GO): cytoskeletal motor regulator activity; myosin heavy chain binding
Source: RefSeq, a predicted model, not a curated record
AUGACUAGUUUGGGUUCAUUAUCAGCAAAUCAAAAGACACAAAUAAGAAAUGCUUUUACAUUAAUAGAUGGAGAAUCAAGAGAUUCACUAAUAACGAAAGAAGAUCUUAAAAAUAUAUAUUCAUCAAUUGAUUUAAAACAACCAACAGAUUCGCAACUUACAAAAAUGUUAACAAUAGAUAAUAAAGAUUGUUCAAAGAAAGGUAUAACGUUUGCCCAGUUCUCAAAUAUACUUGCAAAGGAAUUCUCUUUUAUUGAAGAAAAAUCAGUGAUAUAUGAUUCUUUAAAAGUUUUUGCUAAUGAUGACAAACUUGAUAAUGGAGAUGAUUUACAAGUUGAUUUAAAUGAACUAAAAGAUUCAUGUUGUUCAAUUACGUUACCAGAAAAUAAGAAAUUAUCACGAUCGUCGUUUGAUACACUAGUUAAAGGAUUUACACUGCAAACAAUGGAUGGAAAAAAAGUAUUUUUAGCAUCCAAAUGGAUAGAAGCAUAUAUCGAUUAA